GGAACCGUAGCAGCGGGCACUACAGCCCCCGAAAGCUGCGCGCGCGGACGCCGAGCGGCAUGGCGGGGCUGGAGCUGCUGUCGGACCAAGGCUACCGGGUGGACGGGCGGCGCGCCGGGGAGCUGCGCAAGAUUCAGGCGCGGAUGGGCGUCUUUGCACAGGCCGACGGCUCGGCCUACAUCGAGCAGGGCAACACCAAGGCGCUGGCGGUGGUGUACGGCCCCCACGAGAUCCGGGGUUCUCGUUCUCGAGCCUUGCCUGAUAGGGCCCUGGUGAACUGUCAGUACAGUUCUGCGACCUUCAGCACAGGAGAGCGUAAGCGGCGACCUCAUGGGGACCGAAAGUCCUGCGAGAUGGGUCUACAGCUGCGCCAGACCUUUGAGGCAGCCAUUCUUACCCAGCUGCACCCACGUUCCCAGAUUGACAUCUAUGUGCAGGUUCUCCAGGCAGAUGGCGGGACCUAUGCAGCAUGCGUGAAUGCAGCCACACUGGCUGUACUGGACGCUGGGAUACCUAUGCGGGACUUCGUGUGUGCCUGCUCCGCUGGCUUUGUGGAUGGCACAGCCUUGGCCGACCUCAGCCACGUGGAAGAAGCAGCUGGCGGUCCCCAGCUGGCUCUGGCGUUGUUGCCAGCCUCCGGCCAGAUUGCGCUGCUAGAAAUGGAUGCUAGGCUGCAUGAGGACCACCUGGAGCAGGUGCUAGAGGCUGCUGCUCAGGCUGCCCGGGAUGUGCAUGCCUUGCUGGACCAGGUGGUCCGACAGCACGUACGUGAAGCCUCUCUCUUGCUGGGGGACUGAGCCUCUGUUCACUCAAGGCCACAAUAAAGCCACCCAUAAAGCCCCUCACACAUGAA
Messenger RNA from Sorex fumeus (smoky shrew), 853 nucleotides. RefSeq names its product exosome component 4 (gene EXOSC4). Gene Ontology annotation, cellular component: nuclear exosome (RNase complex); nucleolus; cytoplasmic exosome (RNase complex). NCBI's taxonomy places the organism in Eukaryota, Metazoa, Chordata, Mammalia, Eulipotyphla, Soricidae. Bases 60 to 797 code for a protein of 245 amino acids. The record is from RefSeq and is a predicted model, not a curated record. Gene Ontology annotation, biological process: U4 snRNA 3'-end processing; rRNA catabolic process; nuclear mRNA surveillance. The transcript is spliced from 3 exons.